Molecule: messenger RNA, 1803 nt
Organism: Erythranthe guttata (spotted monkey flower)
Lineage: Eukaryota; Viridiplantae; Streptophyta; Magnoliopsida; Lamiales; Phrymaceae
Source: RefSeq, a predicted model, not a curated record
UCAACUCCUUACUCCACCACCAUCCUCCACCUCCAACACCACCGCCACCAAUACCACUCUUCUUCAAAUGUGGUAAUUGCGCCUCCUCUGACUCCACCACCACCACCUUCUUCGAAUGUGGCAAUUGUGCCUCCUCUUACUCCACCACCACCACCACCACCGCCGCCUCCAAUACCACCACCUUCGAAUGUGGCAAUUGUCCCUCCUCUUACUCCAUCACCACCACCACCACCUCCACCUCAAUUUGCCGCCUCGUCAAAAUUUUCCACCGCUAGAUGUGCAACACCUCCACCGCCAUGCCCUCCAAGUUUCGUCAAGAAGGAAUCUUCGUCAUUGCAUGGCUUAUCAAAAUCCAGCAGCCCUUCUUUGCAGCUGCAUUCAUCGUCUACUAGUACUCCUCCUUCGUGUGCAAAGGGAAAAUUGCAAUUAAGGACAAGUUCAAGGACUAAUUCCCAAUUAAAGAAAACAUCCCUCAAACCAUAUCACUGGUUGAAGCUCACUAGAGCUAUGCAGGGCAGCCUAUGGGCUGAGGCACAAAAACCCGACGAGGCUUCAAAAGCUCCUGAGUUAGACAUGUCCGAACUCGAGAGUCUUUUCUCGGCCACUGUUUCGAACUCGGAUCACGUGGGCCCCCCCGGAAAAACAAACAGGCGUGGCUCGGGGCCGCUCAGACCUGAUAAAGUUCAUCUGAUUGAGCUACGAAGGGCGUACAAUUGUGAAAUCAUGCUGACUAAAGUUAAGGUUCCUCUGUCAGAUUUGAUGAAUUCGGUACUUGCUUUGGAUGACUCGGCAUUGGACAUCGAUCAGGUCGAUAAUCUUAUAAAAUUUUGUCCAACCAAAGACGAAAUAGAACUCCUUAAGAACUACAAAGGUGACAAGGAGAACCUCGGAAAAUGUGAGCAGUUUUUCACGGAGUUGAUGAAAGUCCCACGUGUCGAGUCGAAGCUAAGAGUUUUCUCCUUUAAAAUUCAUUUCUUUUCUCAGAUAUCAGAUUUGGGUACGAGUUUGAAUAUAGUAAAUUCUGCAUCUGAAGAGGUCAGAAAUUCUGUAAAGUUGAAGAGAAUCAUGCAAACUAUCCUCUCACUGGGUAAUGCCUUAAAUCAAGGCACGGCAAGAGGUUCGGCUGUUGGAUUUCGCCUGGACAGUCUUCUAAAACUUACUGAAACGAGAGCUCGAAACAAUAAGAUAACUCUUAUGCACUAUUUGUGUAAGGUUCUUACUGCAAAGUUGCCGGAAGUCUUGGAUUUUCAUGAAGACCUAGUUAGUUUAGAGGCUGCAACAAAGAUUCAACUAAAGCAUUUGGCAGAGGAAAUGCAAGCUAUUCGAAAAGGGCUCGAAAAAGUUGAGCAAGAACUAACUGCAUCGGAAAAAGAUGGUGCCGUGUCGGAAUACUUCUGCAAGACGUUGAAGGAUUUUUUCGUCUCGGCUGAAGUGGGAGUGAGAUCUCUGGCUUCACUUUAUUCCGGAGUGGGAAGAAACGCAGAUGCGUUGGCUAUUUAUUUUGGGGAAGAUCCCGCUCGUUGCACCUUCGAACAAGUUGUCUCGAAUUUGCUAAAUUUUGUGAGGAUGUUUCGACGGGCUCGUGACGAAAACUGCAAGCAACUGGAGUUUGAGAAGAAGAAAGAAGCGGAAAUUCGGAAGACUUAAUUAAUUAAGUCGAAUUAAAAACAAUCAUUAUAAUUAUCUUCCGAUUCAUCGUUCAAUAUUCUGCCAGCUAUAGCUUCGGCCAGCGCAGCUGUGAAGCUGUCGUUUCUUGUCAACGAAGAAACCAUUUUCUCGGCAAUAGCAUUUUGCAUUCUGCUA